Messenger RNA from Juglans microcarpa x Juglans regia, 2379 nucleotides. RefSeq names its product pentatricopeptide repeat-containing protein At3g62890-like. Bases 33 to 2036 code for a protein of 667 amino acids. Gene Ontology annotation, biological process: RNA modification. The record is from RefSeq and is a predicted model, not a curated record. NCBI's taxonomy places the organism in Eukaryota, Viridiplantae, Streptophyta, Magnoliopsida, Fagales, Juglandaceae. Gene Ontology annotation, molecular function: zinc ion binding; protein binding; RNA binding. The transcript has a single exon.
UGCCUUAGCCACUACUGGAUAACAGAGUAAAGAUGAGCACAACAACAACCACAAAUCUUCCUCAUCAUCUCAAACCCGAAGACAUCUCAACAGAGAGCACAUCCGCCUCCAAGCUCUCCCAGAAAACAAUCCUAAACCUUCUAAACACAAAAUGCAACACUUCUUUACAGUGUCUCAAGCUAGCCCAUUGCCUUGCACUCAGGACUGGCCACUUUCAAGACCAUUAUGUUGCUGGCACCUUGGUAAAGUGCUAUGCAAAUCCUCAUUUCAACAACUUUGGCUUUGCAUUAAAGGUCUUUGAUCAUGUCCUGAAUCCCAAUGUUUUUGUCUGGAAUAUUGUGAUCAGAGGGUGCUUAGAGAACAAUGAGCCAUCUAAGGCUAUUUCAUUAUAUCAUAUGAUGGUGGCAGCAAAUUCUAGGCCAAACAAGUUUACGUAUCCUCCUUUGUUCAAGGCUUGCACUAUUACUCAUGUCAUUGAAGAAGGAUUGCAAUUUCAUGCACAUGUAGUGAAACAUGGGCUAAGCAGAGAUGGACACAUAAAAAGUGCUGGAAUUCAAAUGUAUGCGUCCUUUGGACGUGUGAGGGAGGCACGUCGAAUGCUUGAUGGGGAGGGAGUCUCAAAUAUUAUAUGCUGGAACACGAUGGUUGAUGGAUACUUGAAAUGUGGAGACGUGGAAGCUGCUAAAGAAUUAUUUGAGUGUAUGCCGGAUAAAAAUAUUGGCUCUUGGAAUGCAAUGAUAAGUGGUUUGGCUAAAUGUGGGAUGAUUGAAGAGGCUAGGAAAUUGUUUAAUGAAAUGGACAAAAGGGAUGAAAUAUCUUGGAGUGCUAUCAUAGAUGGUUAUAUAAAAGGAGGUUAUUACAAGGAGGCAUUGGAAGUUUUCAAUGAAAUGCAAAGGGAAGAUAUUAGGCCAAGAAAAUUUAUCUUGUCGAGUGUGCUAGCUGCAUGUGCCAAUGUGGGGGCGCUUGAUCAAGGAAGGUGGAUUCAUACUUAUGUUAAGAAGAAUUCCAUGCGCAUGGAUGCUGUUUUAGGGACUGCUUUGGUGGAUUUGUAUGCCAAAUGUGGGCGUCUUGACAUGGCAUGGGAGGUUUUUGAGAAGAUGAUAGAGAAAGAAGUCUAUACUUGGAAUGCCAUGAUAGGAGGGCUUGCCAUGCAUGGCCGAGCAGAGGAUGCAAUUGGGUUAUUCUCCAAGAUGCAAAGGGAAAAAUUGAAGCCCAAUGAAAUAACUUUUGUGGGUGUUUUAAAUGCUUGUGCUCAUUCCGGUAUGGUUGAUGAAGGUUUAGCAAUUUUGGAUUCUAUGAAGAAUGUUUAUGGUAUUGAACCUGAGAUGGAGCAUUACGGGUGUGUGGUUGAUCUCCUAGGAAGGGCAGGGCUCUUGAAAGAGGCAGAGGAGCUCAUAAGUUCAAUGCCCAUGGAGCCCAAUGCAGCUGUUUUGGGAGCCCUCAUGGGUGCUUGUAGAAUACAUGGACAUGUUGAAUUAGGUGAAAGAGUAGGGAAGGUAUUGCUUGAAUUGGAACCGAAAAAUAGUGGUCGUUAUGCAUUAUUGUCAAACAUCUAUGCAGAGGCUGGAAGAUGGAAUGAUGUUGAGAAAGUAAGAAGACUGAUGAAGGAAAGAGGGAUAAAGACUACAGCUGGGAGUAGCAUGAUUGAUGUAGGUGGCAUUGUUCAUAGGUUCAAAAUGGCUGAUAGUUCACAUUCACAAAAGAAGGAAAUCUACUUGAUGCUGGACAGGAUCUUUGAGAGGCUUCAUAUGGAAGGUUAUUCACCAAAAACCUCCCAAGUUUUGUUUGACAUCAAAGAAGAGGAGAAGGAAACUACACUUCGAUACCACAGUGAGAAGCUUGCAAUUGCUUUUGGACUGCUUAGCACAGCACCGGGAACAGCCAUCCGAAUUGUGAAUAAUUUGAGGGUGUGCGACGACUGCCAUUCUGCCACAAAGAUCAUUUCAGAAGUUUACAACCGAGAGAUAAUUGUGAGGGACCGUGUUCGUUAUCAUCAUUUCAAAAAUGGAAAAUGUUCCUGCAAGGAUUAUUGGUAAGGUCUCCUUAAGAAAAAUGGUGUCCAAUGUCUAUUUGGUGAGAAAGUAGAAACAACAGGACUGAGUGAUUGGAAUUUUGAUUCAAACUCCAAAGAAUGAAACGAAGCCAAUGGUUUCAAAUGGAGAAGGCAUACUUUAAGUUUGAAAAAGAGAAGUUUUGUUCAAGUCUGACUACCUGCGAAACUCGAUGAACACCAUACAUUUGGAGAGGAAAUGCCAAUAUAGCAUUGUUUGCCUGUGCAGAACAACAUGAGAAAUCUUCUGUAAGACAAGGUUUUUGUUGUAAGAAACUAGUUGAGCAUUCCUGGUUUUAAUAUAUACAAAGAUGAGCAGAUUUAUUUAA